Plectropomus leopardus (leopard coralgrouper) is the source of this 5626-nucleotide messenger RNA. RefSeq names its product RAS related (gene rras). Gene Ontology annotation, biological process: signal transduction. Lineage: Eukaryota; Metazoa; Chordata; Actinopteri; Perciformes; Serranidae. The record is from RefSeq and is a predicted model, not a curated record. Gene Ontology annotation, molecular function: GTP binding; GTPase activity. Gene Ontology annotation, cellular component: membrane.
UCCGUGUUCAUUUCUAAAGAGAACACAGCUGAAGUGUGUGUGUUAGAGUGUAUCUAUCAUGUCCUCUCUGACACACCGACGCGCCGGCUCGUGUGUGAAGUAGCGCGCGAGCUUCUUAGUUUGUGGAGGAAAAAGAAAAGAGGAAGCAGUUCCGCCCAGCAGCGCCUGGAGGCCGAGACACGAAGAGAAAAGCAGCAGAGACACAGCCCGCUUCACACCGAGGACACGGCUCUGUCUCCGGCUGUCUGUGGCCUGCUACUUGUUGCUUCGGCGGGGGGACAGUGGAGUCCCGCUGGACGGUGGUUGCCAGGUCUGCUCGUGUUGAAAACGUCGUGUUAGAAAAUGAGCUUCAUGUGAAGAAGUUGGACUCGUCCAUGCUGGUGUCUGCUAACAGGAUCGGUAACAGGCGGCCCCUCUCGAGGACUGGACUUUGGAUUUUGGUUUUGCUGGUGAACGGCGGGACUCAGGCCCUUGAAGGUUUUUGAUCAGGACAAAUCCCAGUUCCAGACCAGUAUGAGUGGAGAAGAGGAAAGAUUCAAACUGGUGGUGGUGGGAGGAGGAGGGGUGGGGAAGAGCGCCCUGACCAUCCAGUUCAUCCAGUCCUACUUUGUGUCAGACUACGACCCCACCAUUGAAGACUCCUACACCAAGAUCUGCACUGUGGAUGGAAAGGAGACCCGGCUGGACAUCCUGGAUACAGCAGGUCAGGAGGAGUUUGGAGCGAUGAGGGAGCAGUACAUGCGCUCAGGAGAAGGCUUCUUAUUGGUGUUUGCGCUCAACGACCGGGGCAGCUACCACGAGGUCCAGAAAUUUCACACUCAGAUCCUGAGAGUGAAGGACCGAGACGACUUCCCCAUGGUGCUGAUUGGAAACAAGGCUGACCUGGAGCAGCAGAGAGUGAUCUCAUGGGAGGAUGCUCAGGCGUUCGCCAGAGAGAACAGGAUCCACUACAUGGAGGCCUCGGCCAAGAAUCGCUACAACGUGGAUGAAGUCUUCAUGGAGUUGGUACAGAUUAUCAGAAGGUUUCAGGAGAUGGAGAGUCCUCCUCCUCCAGCUCAUCACACGGGGAAACAGAAGAGUGGUGGCUGUCCCUGUGUCCUCCUCUAAGCACUGUUACUAUGAACGCCAAAGCCUCGUCUGCGCGUCAUGUGAGUGUGUGUGUAUCUGUGUGAGUGUGUGAGAGAGAAAGAGAAAUAUACGGUGCAUCAUUUUCUUUCCAAAUGGUUUCAUUUUGCACUUUUGUCUAAAGCAUUUUUAAAUCAGUGUAAUUUCAGAUGUUAGUGAGGAUCUAAAGGGAGAUGCAGCAGCAGGAGAGUUGGUCUGGUGGAGAAACAAAAGUCACAGCUGCGGCUGCUGUACUGCUGUUAUGGAGUAAUAAUGACCUUACUACAAGUAGUGUUCAGAGACACAAACGCCAUCAUGUGUUGUAGAAAUGACCAAACUGCUGUUGGCGCUGCAUCCUGCAGGUACAGAUGUCAGCAGUGACAUCAUCACCACAGUGCUGACUCUUAGGCCGGAGAUAUAGUUUUUUUUUUAACCACGUGUUUGCAUAGACAGUGCACUGCAUCCUGAUUCUAAUUUUUCACAUGUUGCUCAUGUACUGUUCCACUAAAGCAGAGAAAUCAGACCGUAUAGAACUUCCACAUUUGCACGAUGAAAACAAUAAACACAGCAACACUCGAGGAGGUCACCAUAGAUGAUAGCGGCGCCAUCAUAGAUGGUAUGUAUCAAGCAUGUGGGGAGUAUGUUCUGCCAACACUGCCCUGACAGUUCAUAUGCCUUUCAUACACAUCUUGCAUACACAUUGCGUUUACCUUUAACAGGGUUCAUACAGUCAUAAAAAACCUGGAAAGGUCAUGGAAAUUGCAAGUAGCAUUUUCCAGGUCUGAAAUAGUUUUGGAGAAGCUGUGGAAUUUUAUUUCACAAACCUGAAAAAUAACACAUGAUGUGUUAAAGGAUUGUCAGCAAUUUUAAAAAUCCAAUGAUAAUUACUGUUUUUACAGUUUCUGGCUGCAAUAAAUGGUGCAUUUUUUGAUGACUUCCAUGCCUGCUGACCUGCGGCUUUGGAAGACGUUUUCUGUAAAAAUCAACAGAAACGUUUUUUCCUUAAAAAUCUGCGACAGAAUUUUUUAGGGAAUAAAAGGCCAACAUUUUUUAAAGAAAACAUGUUGGUUGUAAAGCAUGUUGUCUUUAAUAAUCACCGUUUUUUUGUAAUUGCCAACAAAUUUUUAUAGAAAAAAAUACAAAUAUUUUCUUCAAAAAUUGCCAAAUAUUUUUAAAGGAAAAAAAAUAGCCAACAUUUUGUAAAAUUGACAGUAAAUAAAAACAAAAUAAAGCCAUUUGAAGUUGAAUGCCCCUUCCUCUAAAGCCAAAAUAAAAACAUAAGUCCCUCCACUGUGCUUAAAAAAUUAUUUGACAUGCAUUCCCCUUAUUUCACCAACUGCUCCCCUCACAUAGAUAAUAAACAGUCCCUUAGUUAGAUUUAGAUAUUCAGUUCUAAUCCUAUUCUGAAUUUGUUGUUUUUUGGUUUUGUUUUUUAAAUAAUAUAUAUUUUAAAAAGCUAUGAAAAGAACUGAGUAUUGAUGUUCAUUUUAGAGAUUGUAUUGUCUUGAAAAUUUUCCUUAAAGUCAUUGAAAUUUGUUGGUAAAAAUGCAUAUGAACCCUGUCUUAAAGACGUGCAAAACCAUCGUGCCAAACAGACGCAUAUAUGGGAGGCAACGAUCGUGCACAUAUGAAUGCAUAGUGAAAAGGAAGUAUAUCUCCAGUCUAAAACGGUGUCGGGAAAAUGCAACAGUUAGUCCCAAUCCUGUCUUGUACAGAAAUGGUCAUGUCAAACAUGUGCUUGUAACAUUCCACCUUGCUCAUGACAUGUGACAUUCCCACAAACGAGCCAUAAGAUCCAUGUGCUGUCAUGUUCCAUGCCGUCCUCUGAGGGGCAGCAGAGCCCCACAGCAGGAUGCUGAAAGCACAGGGGGGAAGUGUAGCCUUAAGUUGCCUUGUUCCAUCACCCUACUUGGGUUGCCAAAACGAGACAGAAUAUUGAUAUGAUCCAGAUGCAGACUGUUUCAGCUCCUGGUCGCUAGCUGGAUAAAGAAGAGUCUCAUUCCAGGUUUUGUGAACUUCAGCCUGACAGCGCAUUGGUCAUGACAGCAGAACUUGUUUGUGUGUUUGCACAUUUUAACAUUUAAAUGGUGGGCAUGAUGUUGUGUCAGCACAAAUACUCUCUUGAUGUUCAUUGUUUUGGUGAUAGGUGGACUGCAUUGUGGUACUCAUGUUUUUUUCUCUCCUUUCAUUUUUUUUUUACAUCUAUAUUAUCAGUGUAAGAAAUGAGGCGCACUGAAUGUUUAAUGUUUAUUUCACAGAAAUCAGGUGAUCACAUGGUGAAAGUUAAUUCUUCACCGAAGUGUAACAGUUAAUCCAAAUAUAAGGUUCACUUUUUAUAGAGCUUUCAACUACAUUACAUGGUCUUCAUCCAAUAAUGGAGAAAGUCAGUCAUGGAGAUGGUUCAAUUGUCAUCACGUGGCCUUAGUUUGAAAUUUUAAUCAUGUAAUGGCUGCAAAAAAUGAUCUGAAGUUGUUGAAUGGUUUGUGGUAAGAGCUGACUCUUUGCUCUGACAGUCCAUCAAUGUUAGGAAGUCCUGCUCAUGGGCGUAGUCCUUCUGGAUGCUUCUGGGUUUCCCUUCUCAUCAUUAUAUAUCCACCUGUUAUCAUGCGACUGUUUCUAACUGAGAUCACACAGUGACAAAUAAGCCACCACUAAGACAACAGAGCAAGCUGUAUUCACCAAUUCAGGCAUUGUUAAGAGGUGUAAAUUCUGAAAAAUCUAGUAAGUGGACCUUGACUUAGGCCAGAGAUAUACUUGCUUGUAACCACCUGCUUGCAUAGACAUCUAGCUGUGUCACGAACAUAACUAUACAAAGGUGUGUACUAAGUAUGUUGUUGAAGGAUUCCACUGAAAUAAACACCAGAGGACAUAGACUGUACAUGGGAGGAGUUUGCCGUCAGGGGUUUCUGGCAGAAAUCUAUCAUUUUAAGUCAGACAUUAUUCUUGUCCAAUCAUUCAUCCAUUUUCAUCCGGUUAGCGGAGGCCAAUGGCAAAGCAGCAAGCUGAGCAAAGCACUCCAGUUGUCCCUCUCCCCAGAAAUGCUCUCCAGCUCCUCCAGGGGGACCCUGAAGCAUUUCCAGGUCAGAUGAGAUAAAAAAAAAUCCCUCCAGCACGUUCUGGGUCUGCCCCUCAGAGCACAUGAGGUCCAACGAGGUGCCCAGGAGGAUCCUGAUCAGAUGCCCGAACCCCCUCAACUGGCCCCUUUCACAGGAUGGAGCAGCAGCUCGAGCUCCCUCAGAAUAUCUGAGCUCCUCUCUACAUCUCUAAGGCUGAGUCCAGACAUCCACAUCUCAUUCUCCCAGUCACUCCCCAAAGCUCAUGGCCAUAGGUGAGGGUUAUGACUUCCCUCUUCACCAUGACCAUCUGCAUCACUGCUGAUGCCACACCAAAGACCCAAAGUACUUCCUUUGCUUCGUGCACUUACUCUUCUAACUCAGAGGGGGCAAUCCACCGUUUUCCAGCAGAGAGCUAUGGCCUCAGACUUGGAGGUGCUGAUUGGCCACUUCACACUCGGCUACAAACUGCCCCAGUGCAUGCUGAAUGUCACAGUGUGAUGAAGUAACAGAACCACAUCAUCUGUAAAGAGUAGAGAUGAAAGUCUGAGGUCCCCAAACUGGACACUUUCUUCCCACUGGCUUUGCCUUGUGAUCUUGUACCUAAAGCUAACCAAGGAAAGGCUUUUUGGCCGAAACUCCUGAAGGCAAACUUCUCCUGACAGCACUCUAGAGCUUCAGGAUUUGCAUGAUGUGAACAAUAAACAUUGCGACACUGGAGGAGGUCACUAUAUUGUUCAUUCUGAGAUGACAGCAGAAAAUGCGACAGUGGUGUCAUUGUAGAUGAUAGGUUGAAGCAGGGCCUCUAAAUCAAGUACGUUGUGACAAUGGCGAGUACAUAUGUAACACUGCCUCUACCUUAUAUGUGCCUUUUGCAUCUUGCAUACUCGCAGCAUUCAUUUUGGAGGAUGUUCACUACCAGCUCACAAGGCAGCCAUCGUGCCAAAGGGAACGUGCAGUUAGGAGCAAGUACUCAGCCUAAAGUAUAUUUUGUCCUGUAGUGGAAAGGAAACUCUGUGACAUAUUAUAGCAGAGAGUUCAUAAUCUCCUUUACAGUCUCAUAGGAGCCUAAAAGUGACUGAGGUCCUUCUGCAUAGAGUUUAUUAUAAAUCCUCUGAGGGUGUCCAGAGUAAGAGGUUUACAGGGUGUGUUUGUUCUGCCACUAUUUAGUCAUAAUUUGGACUCUGGACUGCAUUCUAAUGCUAAAGAUGUGUCGUCACUGUGAGAUCCUCAUCCAAAGGCUUCAAUUUCACUUGAAAAGUGAAAAAAAGAAGAAAAAAACAACUUUCACCAUGUAGCCAAAUUUCCACUUUCUAUUCUGUCAUUUGUAAUGCUUUGGUUUUUACUCCUUUUUACUUUAAUAAGAAAUCCUAUGUAUAUCUACCUUACAACCUGCAAUUCACGUCAUCAGUUUUAUAUUGAAAUUUAAGUCUCUUUUAUACACCAUUAAAACAUUUAUUCAAACAUGC